GAAAAAUUGACCAAUCGCUGCGCAGAUAUUUGUGUUUUUGAAAGUAACGCGGUUGAUAGCUACCAAGUUAAACGUCUGUUUCUUGAUAGGUACUCAAAUUACAAACUUUAUUCGGACUUCAGUUGCUAUGUUUGGAAGUUGUGCAUGUAGUUUUUGAGAACUCGAGAGUAAUGUCAUCCAGAAAGUCGAGCUCCAGUGGGGAAGGCAUGCCCCAAAGCAGGUAUGGAGAGCGCACUCCUCUCAGAAGCCUGGACAAUGAGAUUCCUCACUUGUCAUCUAGGCUUAAGUCAAAACCACAGAUGGUUUCUGAUCUUGCAAAAACAACAGUGCGUGACACUCCAUUCUGUGAGCCAGAGCUCUUUAAGCACUGUCCUCCAUUUCCUGAGGUGAUACAAACCAGUCCUCUCCCUAUUCAUGCAACCCAGAUGGCUAGUGAGCCUGGAGAUGUAACAUUUAAAUCCUUUAUUUGUGCUGGUGGAGAGGUUGUGAUUUCAGAUUCAUCAGCACGUGCAGAUGAUAGUCUUAUUUUUCAAGAAGACACAGCCUCAUGUAGAGAAACAGAUGAUGCAAACAUUUCUUACAGUGUGAUGGAGCUGUCUGACUGUGAUCACAAAGAGCAUCCCUAUUACAUUCCAGAUGGGAAAGAGCACCGUUCUGUUAACAGAGCACCAAGUCUCAGUGAUAUUCCCUCCUCUAGUGGGGUGGAUGAUCAACAAACUGCACACUUUUUUCACACUGACUGUAAUGAAGACAAACAAGAGACUUGGAAUUCCUUUGUCUGUGAUGGAGGAGAGGGGAAAGUUUCAGAUGCUACAAGUCUGCAAAACGAGACCAUUCCUCCCCCUAUGGCAGAGCUUCAUGAUCUGUCACAACACAGCAGUAGAAAUUUAACUGACGACUCUGACAACCAUGUCCAGCUGUGCCAAAUGCAAAACGAUGACCAUCCAAACUGUAUCACUGGAAAUGGGAUUACUCCUGUAAACGCCACCUUUGUUGUAAUCCCAAAUGGAAUUGAAAAUGCGUCUGAAAAGCCAGCUAAUGGACUGAAUGAUAUAACUUAUAAGUCAUUUAACUGCACUGGAGGUGAGAUUGAAAUUUCAGAUGGCUCCAAACUCAUAGAUGAGACUGUCCCGCUACCAUUUCAAAACACUGUUUCUAUCCGUGACUCACUAAAUAUCAGUCUGGAAUCAAGAAGUGUAGCUGACCAAGACCAUUUAGAUCAUCCAUACUGGAACUGUAGAAAUGAUUCCUCACCAACCUGCAAUCUCACCAUGACUCAGGAGCCAUUGCCAUCCUGCAGUGAGGCUGCGGGAGUUGAGCAGAUAAGCCUGACAGUACCUAACUGCCAGGAAGCUGCAGAGGAGCCCGUGGCUUUCUGCUCUGUCAUUUCAGCUGGUGGUGGGGCGGAAAAAUCCCAGAUGUCAGACAAGAGUUCUCUUCUUUCUCAGGAUAGGGAUACAAACUGCCAACCUCCUGUUGAACUUGUUGCUACACAAGAUCCUAUUCAAAAUGACUCCGAACAACCCAAAAACCAAUUGGAAGACAAUAAAGCCAUGGAUGACAUUUAUGGAUGUAGUGCGCUUUUAGUAAUAGCAGAGAAAACCAUUAAUCUUGAGGACAGUGCAGUUCCUGGGUUAGCCCGUUCAGCUGAUGUGUCUGACUGCAGCCAUGUCACUGCCUCAGGAGAGGGCAGAGUGAAGCAGCAGGAGGACUGUGGAUCACAAGUCUUUCCUACCAGUGGACUUCCUGAAUCCAGUGAGGCAAAAGAUAGUGCCAUUGGUUCAUCAUCUGAAAAACCCCCUGCAGAGAACCACAUUGAGGUUUUAAGACUCUUGUCAGAAUGUCCCUCGCUUGCUUCAGGCUUGCAGUUGGGAAUUCUCAGUCCUGUUGUCAAGAGAGCCUCUCUUUCUUUAUUAAAGGCUCAUGAAGAUUUGACUCAAGGAAAAUGUUUUGCUGAUGAUUCUCUUUUUGAAAGUGACAAAAGCUUGGUAGCUCCAGUUACCUCUGACCCUGUUGGGUUAUGGGCAGAGCAAAUGGACAGCCCCAUGCCCCGUCCUCUGUUCAACUCCACAACAUUGGGUAACAAAGCCCAAUCGGUCUUGAUUACAGAACAGGAUGGGAAUUCAGGGAGGAGGCUCUGUGAAGUUCCUCUGCCUGAGAUCGAAAAGCCUGAAAUCGGUAACCAUUUAAUCCCUGAGGGCCAACUUCAGCAGCAACUGCGGCAGAUGGUGGAGUACCUAAUAAUAGCGUCAGGAAAAAUGGGAGCUUCUGUUCUUCCUCCCGCUGCUUCCAUGCCCCCAGCACAGGGAGUCACUCCUGCAGAAUCCCACAACAUUUGCGUGGGCACCAGUCCUGUUAAACUGGUGGACACCAGCCUUAACACAUCAGGUGUUUUUGUUAGAAAGAGGGAAUUCUCCGUCGUUGAUUCCUGCACUGUGACAGACCCCCUCCUAUGGAAUUUGCCCGCAGGCAGUUUAGAGGGUCUUCCCAGAAAGGAGCUGGAGCAAAGAUUGAUGUCUAGCAUGAUCAUGGUGGAAGCCUUGGUGCAACAACUGGCUUCAUCCAGGGCUCAAGUGUGUGUGUCUGCAGGCCCUGCGCCUUCAGAGCUAAGAGAGAAACUUGUACAAACGGAUCACACUGAACUCAGUCAGACCACAAUGUACAGAGACCUUUAUACGGAGGCUCUGAGCAGGAUUAGCGAGUUGGAGCAGGGCGACGGUUCCCUGAGAAAUCUGAUGCAGUCUAUACAAGACACGAGGGCCACUUUGGAUUCUGUGAGCAGCGACACAGAUGCUGCUCUCUCUAACAUGAGAGCAAUAGGUGACUUUGUUAAAGAAGACCAUCAAAGCCUUGUUUCACAUUAUGGACACAUGAAGUCUCUUCUUGAAAAAUCGAAGGACACGCAGACAAAAAUGAUGCAGAAGGUACAAGAUGUUCUUCAACAAAGAAAUCAGAUGAAGAAUCAGAUGGAAGAGGCAUUCACGGAGAAAGAGGCAGCUUUGGGUGCGAUAGGGCUGCUGAGGACACACUGUGCCACAGAGAUUUCCGCACUGGAGAACAGCGUGGGGUCUCAGCAAGAGCUGUUGGUCGCCUUAAACCAAACCUACCCGGAACAGGUACUAUUAAAUAAGACAUGUAAUGAAACUCUGAGUUCUGCCUCUGAACUUUUGUCCCAAGCCAUGGAGGAGCACUGCAGUUUGAUGACUGAACUCAAUGCUGCCAGAGGGCUCUUGCAGAAAACUGCUCCCACCCUCCUGAUGCUGAAUGAGAAAGCAGCUGCUGCUUUGAGAGAGAGAGAUGAACAUAUUUCUGAAAGAGAUCGAGCAAUCCAAGAGCGAGAGCAGUUUGAAGAAGAAUUAAACGAAACUCAUUCGAAUCUCCAAAGUGCCAAACAAGAGAUUGGUGAUUUAAACCUGCAGGUGACAAUUCUGACAUCAGAGAUGGGUGUGCUGCGACAGAAGCUAACGGAGAAAGAAGAGGAGAGGGGUCAGCUGGAGAGGAAGGCCACGGAGUUGUCUGCCAACAUUUCCUCUACAUUGGCCUCCUACACUUUCUUGGAGCAGGCUUUGACUGAAGAGACUACUAAGCUGCAGCAGUCCUGGAAAGACGUCCAGCAAGCCAAUGAAAGAGCAGAUCAGUUGGAGGCGUGCCUGGGUCAGUCAGAGCAGCAUGUGGGCGAGUUGAGUCUUGCUCUGGCUCAGACUGAGGAGCAGCUCGGUCAGCUGAGGAACGUCUCUCAGUCUCAGAGCCUCCAGAUCCAGCAGCUCCAGGAUGUUUGUGCACAGCUCAGCGGUGUGCGGGAAAUGAACGAGUUCCUGCAGAUGGAGAACGAGUUGGCGAGGGAGCAGAUGGUGGAGAGCGAGCGGAUGCUGAGGACAAACCUGCAGGCACUCCGGGAGAGGAACAUCCAAUGUGAGGACCUGAAAGCAGACGUUUGUAAACUUCAGCUCGAGAACAAAAAUAUGUGUGAAGAUAUGGAAAAUACAAGAUCUACAGCUGCUGCCGUGGAGCUGGAGCUCAAAGAGCGGAUGGCUCAGGUGAUCACUGAAAUCACUUUGCUGCAUCACACUCUGAGAGGACUGACCAAUGAGCUCCAAGCUGCCGUCAGUGACCAGAAUCAAGAGUCACAAAAGGAUAAAGAGUCUCAACUUAUCCACAAAGUGGAGGGGCAGCAGCCCUCUUUUGUCGACAGCAUCAAGAUGGCUUUAACUGCUGAGGAUGAGGAUGACGUCAACUUGGAGAUGCCUGCUGGAUUAGACACGUCGGAGCCACAGAGAGGGACUUUGUUCAGCGAGAUGAGUGCCUUCACCCGGAUCGCAGGCCUCACUCCAAAGCAGAAUAUGAAGGCAGGUGUGACGGAGGACGAGGAAGAGGAGCAGAGCAGCGUGACAGAGCUGCUCUCUGGGCUGAGCAGCACCGUCGCAGAGCUCAUCAGCACGCUGAAGACGGUACAGCAGCGCAAAGACGCUGAGCUGCAGGAGGCACUCGGCACCAUCUGUGGCCUGCAGGUGGAGCAGCAGGCUGCCAGCAGCAAACAUGAGAAUGAGGUGUGCGAGCUGAAGCAUCAGCUCAGCCGUCUGAAUAAUGCGGUGGAAAAAGGAAAUCAAGCUCUGCAGCAAAAAACUCAGGAUGAGAAAACUUUGACUAAGCUUAUGGCAGAUGUUCAGGAGGCCCAGGAAAUUCUAAAUAAACACAAGACUGACAACAACGAAUUGAGAAAAGAGGUGACGGAGCUUCGCCGUGCUCUGCAGCAGUCCAAGGUGGAGGCUCAGUUCCUGCGGGAGGAGUUGAGGAAGGCUGGCGGCCCGUCAGCCAACCCAGUGCAUUACAUGGAAGACCAGAUCCAGUUAUUGAAAGAGGUGGAGAGACUAAAGUCGAGCCUUCAGGUGGUGGAGCUGGCCAAGACUAAACUCCUUGAACGAGCUAAGCGACAUCAAAUCAUCCAUCAGACAAACCAACAGAAAAGUGAGAACGAGCUUCAGAUAUUAAACCACAUGAUCAAUAAAGUCAGAGAGACGCUGCUGUCUCUGCCAGAAGUUUUGAAGAAUUGUGAACAGCUCCAGCAGCUGCUUGAAUACAUUGGCUGACAUGUUUGCGAUUGUCGGCAGUGUUUUGUUUAUUUAUGUCUCCUAUAUUUUAGCUUUUCCUGAUACUAAGUGUUGUUAUUAUUCUAAUACUAUUAAACAUGUUACGAAGUCUUAAAAGUUCUUUGUUCCAAAUUCUGCUGCAUUUUAUAAAUGAGAUGAGGAAUUAAUAACUGUUUUCAAUUUCUUUUAUUCUCCAUUUCCACGUGUGACCACAGACAGCCCUGCCUGUAUGCCCUCAGUAUAUCUUAUACUUAUCAAACUGUCCUUAAGAUAAAAUUUAUCUUAUCUUCCCGAACGUUACACAGUUGGAUGCCUUCUUUUGCUGUGAUCAGCAAAACUUUGUUGCGUUACUAUGGUUUGAUGAAUAGCCUAUUUUGGUCAUUCCAAUGCU
This is a messenger RNA of Menidia menidia (Atlantic silverside), 5478 nucleotides long. The record is from the annotation of a GenBank genome assembly. NCBI's taxonomy places the organism in Eukaryota, Metazoa, Chordata, Actinopteri, Atheriniformes, Atherinopsidae.